Closterium sp. Naga37s-1 is the source of this 1623-nucleotide messenger RNA. The record is from the annotation of a GenBank genome assembly. NCBI's taxonomy places the organism in Eukaryota, Viridiplantae, Streptophyta, Zygnematophyceae, Desmidiales, Closteriaceae.
AUGGAGGGCGCGAAAUACACCGCGAUUCCCCUCUCGUGGCGCGAAAGUUCCGGAGAGCUUCGCGUGCACGAAUCCGCUGACGACAUCUCGCGAGGACUGGCUGACGUCAUCGUGAGAACUUCCGAGGCAGCCAUAGCCGCGCAUGGCUCUUUCACCAUCGCCAUUUCAGGGGGGUCCGUCGUUAAAUGCCUGGGCCAGCUGGCGCAUCCAGAUAUCGCGGCGCGCUGUGAUUGGUCCAGGUGGCACGUGUUCUGGGUGGACGAGCGGGCCGUGCCUCUGACGCACCCCGACAGCAACUACCUGCUGGCGCACACGCACUGGCUCUCCAAGGUGCCCAUUCCAUCAGCCCACAUCCACACUCUCGAUGACUCUCUCCCAGUGGAAGCAGCAGCAGAGGAGUACGAGCGCAAGUUGAAGCAGUGUGUAGAUUCUGGGGUUCUGCUGAUGCACCCAGGCUCGCUCGACUCGUUGGGUGUGCGGCUUCUGUCCAUCCCACUCCAAGCAGCAGCAGAGGCGCAUGAGUGUGAGCUGAGGCAGUGUGUGGAGGCUGGGGUUCUGCUGAUGCACCCAGGCUCGUUUGACCACCUAGGUCUGCUAGGCUUGCUCGAAGCAGCAGCAGAGGAGUAUGAGCGCGAGCUGAGGCAGUGUGUAGAUUCUGGGGUUCUGCUGAUCCACCCAGUCGAAGCAGCAGCAGCAGAGGCGUAUGAGCGUGAGCUGAAGCAGUGUGUGGAUUCUGGGGUUCUGCUGAUGCACCCAGUUGAAGCAGCAGCAAAGGCGUAUGAGCGCGAGCUGAUGCAGUGUGUGGAUGUUGGGGUUCUCCUGAUGCACCCAGGUAGGCUUGCUAGACUCCUGGGCCUGCUAUACCUGCUAGGCCUGCUAUACCUGCUAUACCUGCUAUACCUGCUAGGCAUGCUAUACCUGCUAGGCAUACUAUACCUGCUAGGCAUGCUAUACCUGCUAGGCAUGCUAUACCUGCUAGGCAUGCUAUACCUGCUAGGCAUGCUAUACCUGCUAGGCAUGCUAUACCUGCUAGGCAUGCUAUACCUGCUAUACCUGCUAUACCUGCUAUACCUGCUAUACCUGCUAUACCUGCUAUACCUGCUAUACCUGCUAGGCCUGCUAUGCCUGCUAUGCCUGCUAGGCCUGCUGUUUCUGUCUCCUUCAAGGGAUGGGUGGCACCAGACUCAUUCGGACGCCCUCACCCCCGUCAUCUCAACCCACACUACCUUGCAUCUUCCACUUUUGUCCUGUUGUGCAGAUACGCCCUUUCCCAGAUUCGACUUCAUCCGUCUUGGUGUGGGACCGGACAGCCACGUGGCCUCCCUCGUCCCCAUCGUUUCAACCCAUACCUCCCUGCCUCUGUCCAAUUUGUCCUGUUGUGCAGAUACGCCCUUUCCCAAAUUCGACUUCAUCCUCCUUGGUGUGGGACCCGGCGCUGCGGUGGUUGCAGUCGUGGCAAUGGGGGAGGGGAAGAGGGAGCUGUUGGGGAGGCUGUUUGAAGCAGGGGGGACGGGGUUUGCUGCGGGAUCUGGGUUACCUGCCAGUAUGGUUCUGCCACGAGAAGGGAGGCUGAUCUGGAUGGUUGAUACGGAGGCUGCUGCUGGGUUUCUCCCUGGGGGUUGA